Blastomyces dermatitidis ER-3 is the source of this 507-nucleotide messenger RNA. RefSeq lists its product as uncharacterized. NCBI's taxonomy places the organism in Eukaryota, Fungi, Ascomycota, Eurotiomycetes, Onygenales, Ajellomycetaceae. The record is from RefSeq and is a predicted model, not a curated record. Bases 1 to 507 code for a protein of 168 amino acids. The transcript has a single exon.
AUGGAACAGCGGAUUCGAUGGAAGAUUCAACAGCGGAUUCGAUGGAAGAUUUCAAUGGCGGAUUCGAUGGAAGAUUUCAACAGUGUAUUCGAUGGAAGAUUUCAACGGCGGAUUCGAUGGAAGAUUUCAACAGUGGAUUCGAUGGAAGAUUCAACAGUGGAUUCGAUGGAAGAUUUCAACAGUGUAUUCGAUGGAAGAUUCAACGGUGGAUUCGAUGGAAGAUUUCAACAGUGUAUUCGAUGGAAGAUUCAACGGUGGAUUCGAUGGAAGAUUCAACAGUGGAUUCGAUGGAAGAUUUCAACAGUGUAUUUGAUGGAAGAUUCAACGGUGGAUUCGAUGGAAGAUUCAACGGUGGAUUCGAUGGAAGAUUCAACAGUGGAUUCGAUGGAAGAUUUCAACAGUGUAUUUGAUGGAAGAUUCAACGGUGGAUUCGAUGGAAGAUUCAACGGUGGAUUCGAUGGAAGAUUCAACAGUGGAUUCGAUGGAAGAUUUCAACAGUGUAUUUGA